This is a messenger RNA of Drosophila miranda, 2133 nucleotides long. RefSeq lists its product as uncharacterized. NCBI's taxonomy places the organism in Eukaryota, Metazoa, Arthropoda, Insecta, Diptera, Drosophilidae. The record is from RefSeq and is a predicted model, not a curated record. The coding region runs from base 1 to 2133 and encodes 710 amino acids. The transcript has a single exon.
AUGUCGCGACAGAGAUCAUUUCUCGCCUCAUUCUUGACCACCGUCGAGCCGCCGAAGACUCAAUCCACUGAGAAUGAUUUUGAGUUCAGCUCAACCUCGACCUUGGAGUUGUACAAGAGGACCAAUGCUCUGAGGGAGGUCAGCCAGCAUGAUGGCAAAAAGAUCGUUGAGGACAUAGUCAACAAUAUAUUCAACAGCAAGCAGGGCCUGGCCAACCUGUCCAGCUCGGAGUGCUCCGUUGAAAGGGAGAUUCAGGAGUCCGUGAAGAUGGACCCGCGCCUGAAGCUCUGGUACGAUACGCUGCAUGACCGCACCGAGACGCAGAUGAAGAUCCAGCGCAAGAUCGGCCGCAGUGCCCAUGAAAUGCUCAUCAAUCUGCCCACCUCCGUGGAGCAGCGGGACAAGGGCACUGUUCAGCGCUUGAUGGAUUACGCCACGCGCAUGAAUCCCACAUCGCUGGUCCAGAAGAGGCCCGUCGAAAUGCCUGGCUACUUUGAUACGGAGCGUUGCCAUGACGUGAAUAAGUUGGUCGAAACACUACCGCUGGCCGAAAGACAAGGAGAAGCCAACGUGGAGAUUAUUGGACUAACCAAGGCCACCAAACAGGAGAUACUGGGACCGUUGUACAAUGCGAAGCACUCCCACCCGAAUGAGAAGGGAAAGUGGAUUGAUUCCGAGCUGCUCGACGAGGGCAUCGAGAAGAAAUGCAGCGACAUCAAGCGGGUGCUUCAGCACUAUCCGGACGUGGAUCAUCUCGAGGUGGUGGGCACCAAUAUGCAGGAGGUACUGAACCUCGAGUACCAUGGCGGCGUCAAGGAUAUUGAACGCUUGUCCACUGAUACUAUGUACAACAUCAGCAGCACUACCCAGGAGCUGGGGGACGAGGAGCAGGAGGAGGAGCAGGACGCAGAAGUUGAACAGAUUCCAAAAUAUGCCCCAGAACACAUCCCUGCGGUAGCUCUCAAAAUCAAUGAUGAGGUAUUUUUUCAACCAGAACGACGUAGCCGGGACUCUGUGAUCUAUGACAUAUAUUUCGAGUGUCAUCCAUACCAGAACGUGAUGAAGCAGGUCCUUCGCUUGGAGAACGUGGGCCGGCAGGUCAUAACCUGUCAGUGGGCCAAUGUGGAGUUCUACAAACGCAAUCCGCAGUUUUUGGGUCCUAAUCUUGAGACCUUCUUUCUGGAGCGCACCAACUUUGCCCUCUUUCCGGGCGAGGUUCAUGAAACGAAUGUCCUGUUCCGGCCACGCCGGUGCCUGGUGCAGAAGCAGCGCUGGGAGCUGCGGGUAUUCCCCAAUGUCUUCUGCAAUUAUCGGGACACAAUCGUCUUGAAGUUGCACGGCAAGUGCCUACCUGCACCGGAGUACACACAGAAGGUACAGAAGCAGAUGGACCUUGUGUUGAACAAGUCAAAGACACAGAUGGCCACAAAGUUAACAGAGCUCAAGGCCACUCUGGUGCCUCUCAUCCAGCCCCACGAGCUGCUCUGCCCCUACGAGCGCAUUUUCGACGAGCGUGAGAUCUUCAAUUCCCAGAACGUGGGCUACCACUGCGAUCGGUUCGACGAUCUGGAAACACUGAAGACCCUGUACCAGUCCUUGAAGAAGCCCCGUGAACCGGCCUGGGAUCUGCGCUUGGAAACGAUCAAGAAGGUAAUCCUGCGCAUCGCCGAGGUAGAGCAGAGGGAGGAGAACUUCAAGAAGCUCGUUGAGGUCAAGACCUCCCUUAAAAGCGGCGCCGGGGACUUCAUUCAGACCCCCAUCCUGUUCCUUGGUCACAGCACCGAGCAGGAUCGAUCGCGAUUCAUUUACGUGCGAGGCAGCAUUGGCAACGGCCUAGAAGAGUGGGAGGAGCUAGUCUUAUCCCUGGAACAGAGCUCUUACAAGUCUGAGCUGGCCUGUUUCUAUGCUAAAACCAUCGAAGAAGAAGAAGAAGAGGAGGAGGAUUCCUUUGCGGAAGAGGAGCUGAGUCCUUUGCUGCGAAAACUCCGCCGCGACAAUCCCCAGCUUUAUGUUCUACUGAAAAUGCGCUCCAAGAAGUACUACCGGGACGCCCUCUACAUGCUGACCUAUACCCAUCUCUGCGACAUGGCCGAGAAUGUAGUGUCCAUUAUCGAGAGCACACAGUUUGUUUAA